AUGGGUCACUACGGAGGCUUAGGUCCCAUGACCAACGCAGUCCUUUGGAUAGAGGUUAUUGUCUUCGCUCUCUUUGUAGGGCUCAGGCUCUAUACGCGAAAAUACAUUUUGGACUCCGUUGGGUUUGACGAUUAUCUAGUCUUGAUUGCGUUGGCUCUGCAAAUUCUCUACACUGCCUUCGUGACGGUAGCAAGUGUAUACGGCCUAGGCCAGCUCUAUGCUGAUGUUGGUGAUCCAAUCAUCUAUUUCACCGCUGUCAAAUAUGAACUGUUCAGCCAGAUAGCUGGAAUUAUGGUCAUUGGGGUGGGUAAAGCGGCCGUUGGCGUUUUCCUGCUUCGAAUCGUGCGGAAUAAGAUCCAGAUUGGGUUUAUCUGGGCUUGUCUGGCAAUUACUGCGUUCAUUACGCUUUUUGCCAGCAUUACCGUCAUAGUGCAGUGUAUCCCAGUCGAAAGAUCAUGGAAUCCAUCUGUACCGGGCCGUUGUUGGCUCGACUUUUCCAAGGUUGCCUAUACUAUUGGAUGUGAGUACUUCACAUGGUUCGUCGCUGCAGACUUCUCAUUUGCAAUUCUGCCUUGGUUCGUGGUCUGGGAUCUCAACAUGAAGCGAAAGGAGAAGAUCACCGUCACUUGUGGCCUCAGUCUUGGAGUAUUUGCUGGAAUAUGUGGUAUCAUCAGGACCAAAGCUCUGGGAGGACUGAAUGCAUCUGAGUAUAUACAUGAUACGGUACCAAUGCUUAUUUGGUCUGCCACCGAAAGCUGCGUCACAAUAAUGUGCUCUUCAAUCCCCGUCCUGCGUCCACUUUACGUCCGCCUUAGGCACGGUGGGGAUAGCCAGAGCAGUUCUACUGGCAACACCCCCUACAAGCUGCCAAUAUAUGGCAGUGGUAGACAAUGGGAUAAAUUUUCGAAUCCCGGCCUUGAGUCUUCGGCCGACGAGCGGUGUAACACUACCUGCCAAACAAUCGUCACCAAGAAUAGUGCAGGCAAUACCAGCGAUGAAGAUAUUCUUCAGGGUGCAGCAGUCAUUGAAAGGACAGACGAGAUAUCAAUCAGCUAUGAACAAUAUGGAAAGAAAGUGUAA
Molecule: messenger RNA, 1080 nt
Organism: Penicillium paradoxum
Lineage: Eukaryota; Fungi; Ascomycota; Eurotiomycetes; Eurotiales; Aspergillaceae
Exons: 5
Coding region: 1-1080 (359 amino acids)
Source: RefSeq, a predicted model, not a curated record